UCGUCCAGUGUCACUCAUCAGCAGCUCGUGCAGGUCAGACCGUGUGCACGCGGCAGGAGUUAGCUCUCCGCUCUUGCAGUCGGUUCAGCGGCACCAUGAGAGGUAGCAGCACACCUUGGAGCGACUGUGUUGGAGCAACGGAGGCGAGGAGCCCGGCACAGGUGUAUCCAUCUAAGCAUAUGGAUGGGUAGACAUGCAGCAGAUGUGUGCAACAGGUGAAAAAAUAGCCAGUUGUGAGUGGACAAAAGGAGGAGAAGGAGAGGCCAGGGGCUUCUGCCCAGUCACUCCUGGGAAAGAUUAUAAAACAGUGACAGUCAUGUCUCCACUGCAGAGGUGUGCCACUGUUAGGGGCAUAAUGGGGAAAUACUGCCUCCCAAAAAGCCCUGUCUGUUCUGAUUGGACUGCUCUUUACAGGCCUGAGCAGGCAUCAUCCGCCCUGGUUACCUCAGCACCCAUGAAUCAAAUAUAGCUGUUCAUUUUAGUCCCUAUGAGAAACUACCAGUGACUGAUUCUACUCCAACCUUCUGAGGGCCAGAGUAUGGGGUGAUGAGGACUAUCCUCAACUGACCUCAAUGCAGAUGACCAGUGAUGGCCACAGCAUCACCUCAACAUUUGUUGGAUGACGUGAUAAACACAGAACAACAACAAGACCAACAACAGCAGCAGGAAUUCCUGAGCUCACUGGAGACAAUUGUUCUCACCAUCUUUCUCUCCAUCAUUAUCAUCAUGACAGUGUUUGGAAACCUGCUGGUCAUGGUGGCACUCUGCAAGGACAGACAUCUAAGAAAGAAGAAGACAAACUACUUCAUUGUGUCGCUAGCAUUUGCUGACUUACUGGUUGCUGUGGUAGUGAUGCCCUUCGCUGCAAUCGAGUUGACCACCGGACAUUGGCGGUACGGAGAGAUCUUCUGCCUGGUCCGAACGUCUCUGGACGUCCAGUUGACUACGGCAUCCAUCCUGCAUCUCUGCUGCAUUGCAUUGGACAGGUAUUACGCUAUCUGCUGCCAGCCGCUGGUCUACAGACACAAGAUGACCCCGGUCAGAGUGGCAGUGAUGCUCAGCGGCUGCUGGCUCAUUCCCACUUUCAUCUCCUUCCUUCCCAUCAUGCAAAGCUGGAACGCCAUCGGCAUAGAGGAUAUUAUUGAGGAGAGGCGAGCGUUGACAGGCUCCAAUGACACAAGCUGUAUAUUUUUGGUCAACCGGCCAUAUGCCCUGAUCUGCUCAGCAGUUGCCUUCUACGUCCCAUUAGCCCUCAUGGUCCUGGCCUACCAGCGCAUCUACGUCACUGCCAUGACCCACGUUCGACAGAUCGAAACACUGCAGCGGGCUGGCUCUGCCCCUGUCACCGGGACUGCUCCUGUUAUCACCGUGAGGUCCUCCACUUCUUCUGAUCCAUUGGAGCACUAUCGCCUCAGGACAAAAAAAGGCUCCUCCUCUUCUUCAGAACACGCCCCAAUAGCGAACAGCCGCAUGCGUGUUGAGACUAAGGCGGCCAAGACGCUGGCUAUCAUAAUGGGUUGUUUCUGCCUAUGCUGGGCGCCGUUCUUCAUCACCAACGUGGUGGACCCCUUCAUCCACUACUCGGUGCCCUGGCAGCUGUGGACAGCCUGGCUGUGGCUCGGGUACAUUAACUCAGGUUUGAACCCCUUCCUGUACGCCUUUCUAAACCGGGCGUUCCGGAGGGCAUUUCUAGUGAUUCUCUGCUGUGGGGAUGAGCGGUACGCACGGCACGGGAGCUACUCCUACGGACACACCCACAGAGCAUGCUCUCCUGUGUCGGUCAAUGGGACGUCUAUGGCACUGAGAUUGUCCUUCCUGCCAAACCGGAGCUACAGCGACAACGGGCGGACGAUACUGGCCAACGAGCAGGAGUCCCAGGACUCUCUCGGACCCCUAUGAGGAUGUCUUCACAGAGCUGUGUGGGGGACCUUUGAGAUGGUCCUCGUUCUCAACAGCCACUGUAAACUGAUCUGACCUGUUAAUGAGGAUUACCUGGAUAUUCAGCUAUGAUCCAGCAUCAUCCUUGACUUUGCUACAUGUGUGAUGAUGCUGUCUGGGGUAAUCCAAAGGUUAGAGGCAUCAGACAAGUGCUGAAAGGCAAAUCGGACUCCCAGUGACUCUGAAUGAGAAAGGGAAUGAUGCGUAAUAGUACUGAAUUAACCUAAUAGUUAUACAAGACUUGUGCCAAUGUUUCCAGGUCUGGACUUUGCCACAAAUCUCCCAAAACAAGAGCAGACUACAAGGCAAAAAUGCUGGACAAAGCAAGAGGCCUCUUCUGCUUUUUUGCGGCACGUUGUGAAGGAGAAACGUCAUUACAGAGUUAACUGCCAGCUGGUGACACAGGUGACCGCAGGUCUUAUUAGAUUCAAGUUCAGUUUAUUGUACAGAAGUUUGGAUUCUUGCCUUUUACAAGCAUCGAUGGAACACUGAAACUGUUGGAUGUCAAAAGUAGACUGUUUUUUAUUAAAAUGGUUUAGCUCAUGUUUGUGUUUCCCUUCGAAACACCAGUUUCUGAGUCUGAGGAUGUGAAAUUAGAAGACUGUAAAGUUUGUGAUGAAUUACAGCGUCAUAAAAACCCUCCUAUCAUUGUGAUGAAACACUUCCCUAAACCUGUCAUGGCACAUAACAUAUUGUUGCACUUACCUCGUGACAUCUGUCGCAUCUCUGACGACACACAACCGUGAGUGGUUCUGUGGUGCGGCUCUAUAUCACCGCAGCAUGGUGGAAAAUGUAAUGAGCAGUGCUAAAAUCGCACUGCCACACGUGUAUCUGGAAAAGUUGAGAACAGCUUUCUGGUGUGGGCAGAAUUCCUUAAAAUGCAGAUAAUGUGUCGUGUAAGAAAAGAAAAUGCUCCCGCUAUGAAAGAAUUAGACAACUUGACACAGAUAGAAAGAGGUUUGCUUUUUAAUGAUAGCAGGCUGUAAUUCAUAAGAAAUGUGAGAGUUUACACAAAUCCUGAUCCUGAAGUGAUUACAUCUAUUACAAUUGAUGAAUAUUUCAAAAUAAUUGAAUAUAACAGACAAAUUACAAAUGAAAAAAUACAGGAACAUUUUUUUCAGUGUCCAGUUGAUGCUGCUGCGACUAAACCGCCAACUCAUGAUCUGCAUUUGGAAAUGCUCAUUUCACAGUUUUCUUUAAAGAUUGUUACAAAAUAAACAUUUAUGCACUGACGCACAUGUUUCUUAGAACAAGUAAAAAAAAAAAAGAAUGUGUUCUCUCCUCGGUGAACUUGAAAAAUACAAAAUCAAAGCAUAUUGAUGAACUGUUUUAAAACUCUUUAGGCUGAGGUGGAUAUUGAAGGUCUGAUGUCACUCAAAUAAAGAACACAAGGCUUGUCUGCGUUA
Acanthopagrus latus (yellowfin seabream) is the source of this 3344-nucleotide messenger RNA. Its product is annotated as 5-hydroxytryptamine receptor 4. Bases 589 to 1899 code for a protein of 436 amino acids. NCBI's taxonomy places the organism in Eukaryota, Metazoa, Chordata, Actinopteri, Spariformes, Sparidae. Gene Ontology annotation, biological process: regulation of appetite; adenylate cyclase-activating adrenergic receptor signaling pathway; chemical synaptic transmission. The transcript has 10 exons. Gene Ontology annotation, cellular component: plasma membrane. The record is from RefSeq and is a predicted model, not a curated record. Gene Ontology annotation, molecular function: G protein-coupled serotonin receptor activity.